Molecule: messenger RNA, 4011 nt
Organism: Cladocopium goreaui
Lineage: Eukaryota; Dinophyceae; Suessiales; Symbiodiniaceae
Source: the annotation of a GenBank genome assembly
AUGCCGUUGCUUGCGCUCACAGACGCGCAGUCGGAAGCGGCGUUGGAAGCCGCAGACUCAGACUUGAAGUACCUGCUGUCAGAGGUGGGGGUCCCGGAAGAGGUACAAGCAGCCUUGUACCACAGAGGGUACACCUCCGUGCGGCUGUUCUCUGGGAUCGAUGAAACCAGGGCGGAAGUCCGUACGGCGCUCAACGCCGAAAUCGGACUGGACCACACAGCAGGGAAUGCAGAGAGGCGCAGCACCGCUUUGGUGCUUAGCGCAUGGGAGACGUCGAGGACACAGCAGAAGUCCAGCGAUGAGACUAGGGCGGAGGCCCGGGCAGCAAUGGUACCAAGGCCGGUCCCGGUCAGUGAGCACGCGAUGCUCAGAGAAGCCCUUGAGAACCAAAUCGGGCGUUUGAGGGACUAUGAGGUUCCCGCCAAGAGCCUCAUCGCGGCGAAGUUGGACGACAUCGAAACCAACCUGCCGAAGUUGGAGGACCUCAGAGAUGUGGCCUCAGUGGAGGAUGGAGAGGCAGACUUGCUCCAGGGAAGCCUGGAUGCCGCCACAGGAACCUUCAAGAUGAAGGCGGCACGCAACACAGUGACUAUGCCGAAGACGGCAGAAGAGCUCCGCUUGAGGCACCGCCGUAUAGGCCUAGCCUGGGAAAUGGCCAGGACAAAACACAGGAACCGUGUUUGGCUGCAAGGAGGGCUGGUGGAGGCCUAUCGCCAUUUGAGCGAUCACGUGCUUGGGAAGCAUGUGCAUGGCUUACAACUACCACAUGAACAAAAACCCCGAUGGGAGUUAGUGCUCGGGUACGAGCAAGAGGUUCGAAAACGUGCCUACCAACUGCUACGACGAGGUGAAGAGCCCACGUUGGAGGAUGCAAUGAGGAGGGCCAUCAGCGACCCGGAGACGAUGAACCUCCACUUUGUGGUGCCGCUGACCACAAGCAUCGCGGCAAGCUACAGCAGUGGUAGUGGUGGCCGCCAGGGGGGAACACCAGCAAAGCCGGGUCAGGGAGGGGCACAGAGCCCAAGCAAAGGCUCCAAGGGAGCUGGACGUGGCCCAAAACCGGUCAAGAAACUACAGGUGAAGACACCUGAUGGAAGACCGUUAUGUUUUAAGUAUAACAAUAACAACAAGUGCGUGGCCAAGAACUGCAACUUCGUGCACCAGUGCCAGCGCUGCCUGGGAAACCACCCCAAGUCGGCGUGCAACACAGUCAGGGGCGACACGGCCAAGGCAGAGCUGAAAGAGAAGGCUGACCUCGGCACGACAUUAGUCAUGAGAUGCAUCGAGGCUUUGGAGCUGGCGCCGGACAAGACAGUAUGCCUCUGGGAGCACCCAGAAGAUUUAGGCCGAGCACGCAACGGGACGCCAGCAAGUGUGUGGCAACUUGAAGCCCUGCGCAAGGUAGCAAAGAAAAGAGGCAUGGACACCAUUGCCUUCCACCAAUGCACCUACGGAGCUGACUACCCCAAGCCAACAAGAUUUCUGAGCGACGCUAGGGGGCUUCUGCAGCUGGGAUUUGGCGGCUGGCCCACUUUUAACAAGGACUUAUACUACUUGGGCCCCUUACCCCGCACCUGCGGGCAUUCACACCAACCUCUGAUCGGAGCAGAGUCCGGAGGGGGCUUCAAGACAGGGCCUACAGCGGCCUACCCCCCAGAGAUGAACCUGAUGAUCGCAUCAUUGCUGUUCAACCAUUGGCACCAAAGCCAACCCACGACGCCUGUCGGAGGGGGAGAGGAUCAACAGCAACACGAGGAUCAACAGCAACAUGGGUGCGCGAGGGUUGGCAAAGUGGAUGAGGUGGAUUCGUGCAAAACGCGGAUGGCAACAGAGGAAGACCCAGCAUUGGAGCUGGCCAAGACGGUGGAGAAGGAGAGAGGAGUUGCUUCGUACCCCAUGAGGGGGCCUGGACAGAAGCUCUUUCAUGACGGGGCAGGUCUGUGCUCCCAGGGGAAUAGAAGACCGGCCUUCCGGGAUGUAUCUGUUAUGAGCAGCUUGGGGGAAGAGCUACUGGCCUUGACGACCGAGGAAGACUUGAGGAACGAUCUGUAUAGGCUGGCCUUGGGAAGAUGUGAGGGCCCGCCCUUCCGAGAAGGUGUCGUGGAGGCGGCAAGGAACCUAUGGCUUGGGCACUUAUCCCGGAGAUCCGGGGUUGAAAGAGCGAAGCUGGAGCAUGUGGAGCCCCGGCAACCAUUCAUGUUAGCGGCCAUCGCAGAACACCUCAAGAUCAUUGGGGACCCGGACUGGUCGGCCUUCGGCACGGGGCCAGGUAGUUUCAGGACAGGUGUCCCACUGGGGGUGCAAGGUAUGCCACGUGUCCCCGAAGUCUUCGAAGCAAAGGAAAAGUGGCGCAAAUACGAGCCUGUCCCCUGGCCUGCGGACAAGAGCAAUUACACCUCAGCGGUGGACAACGCAGAGGCGGUGCAGAGACAGUUCCGUAAGGAGGAGGCCCUAGGAGCCAUGGUGGAGAUGGACGAGGGGGCCGCGAGUGAUAGGUUGAGGGUGGCUGCUCUGGCAGCCCUGGAGAAAUCGGACCACAGCUUUCGGGUGGUGCACGACGCGACGCACAAUGUCGGUGUCAACUCCCAGAUCAAAGUGGAGGACCAGCUGAGAUACCCGGGGCCCGCAGAGAUCAAGAUGGCGAUGAGGGCUCUAUUCCCCCCGACCUUCAUCCUGGCAGCAGAUAUCGCCCGAGCCCACCGACUUGUGUUGGUGCGAGAGGAGGACUGGGGAUACCAGGCGUGUCGCACCGGGGUGGAUGAUGGUGGGGGGAACAGUGAAAAGGUGUGGCUCAACACCGUUGGCACCUUCGGUGUGACGUCGGCGAGCUACCACUUCACCCGGCUCUUCGCGGCAAUCACAAGGUGCGCCCACUCCCUGUUGGCCAGGCGGGACAGCUGCCAGCUGACCUACGUGGAUGACCUUCUGUUCAUGGCCAACGGCCUUGGAGGGCUGGCCGCAAUCUGGAUAGCAUUGCUGUUCUUGAUGGUCGUAGGGACCCCCUUCUCGUGGCAUAAGUUCCAGGGGGGGACUCGUGCCGAGUGGAUUGGCUUUCAGGUCGAUGUGAAAGAGUGCGAGCUAGGGAUGACGGAGAAGAGACUGAGGUGGGCACGAGAUUGGAUGGAGCGGACGGUGGCAAACAAAGUCGUGCAAGUGGAGGAGUUCAGGUCAGCCCUGGGCCGAUUGGCCUUCAUGAUGUCGGCUUUCACGCAUUUGAAGCCGCUGUUGGGCCCGCUCUACUCCUGGGUCACGGCGGUAGACCACUGUCGAACGCUCCAGGUCCCCGCAGCGAUCAUCUUGAUCUUGACCUUUCUCAAAGCGACGAUGGUACCCGAGAUAGCCCGCACCAAGGUGAGAGUGUCACCGGAGGUGGAAGGAGAUCAUAUCUUCAGGUCUGAUGCGAAAGCCGAGGGGGAGACUGUAGUCAUUGGGGGUUGGUGCUGUGGCGACUCCCACGACAGGGGACGAUGCCGGUGGUUCUCCGUGAGGUUGGAUAGGAACAACGCCCCGUGGGUCUUUGAAGCCGGAGAACCGUACAGAGCUAUAGCGUCACUGGAGCUGUUGGGAACCCUGGCAUCCCUCAAGGCUUUCCCGCCAGCCCAAGGCAGCGCCCGGAGCUUUUGCCUUUCGGCCGGCACAGACAACCUGGGGAACCGGCACUUGGUCUCCCGCCUCUUGACGACGAAGUUCCCAUUGUGCAUCAUUUUGAUGCAGUUGGCCUGGACGCUUCACUGCAAAGACUUGGAGCUGAGGUUGGACUGGUUACCAAGGCUACAGUACCGGGAGGCCGACGCUCUCACCAACGAGGACUUUAGUGGAUUCAGCAUGGAUUUACGGGUCGAGAUAAAACCAGAGGACCUCCUGGAGGAACAGUUCAAGGAGCUAUUAGAAAAGGGAGGUGAGCUCUUUGACGAAAUCAAAGAGCUCCGAAGGAAGAGAAAGGCGGGAGUGAUGAAGUCACUUCCUGCCAAUAAGAAGUCCAAAGCGACGGACUUGAUUGGUCGAUGGUGA